AUCCUGUUCUGUGUCACCACUUUUUGUCGUAAUUCCUUGUUGAAUAGAGAAUACAUCUGCACGGGAAAGACAGUGAUAUUGAAAGUUUAAUAAGGGUACUUCUGAUAUAAUCUAGGAGUAUUGAGUUUGAGAAGACAGAAACAUGGGAACAGGAUAUAUACGUAUAGCCAUAUUUAUUUGGUUUUGCUGCUUUCAUUUUGGAAAGACAGCAGAUCCAGUAUUGUCUUGGACCACAUGGACUGAUUCUGCUGGAAAUACUGCCAAUGAAAAUAGUGAUGUAACCUGGGCACAGAUCCCUCUUCCUGCUAAUACUUCUUAUAAACUAGGAGCCAUUAAUUAUGACAGCAGAGGUUUGGAGCCAUUGUAUAAUUUUGCAAAAGCAUUUAUAAAUGGGGCUGUAUUUCCAUAUGGCGUAAGCUGGGGAGUUAUUGAUAAAAUAUUAAAUGGGACACUGAUUAAUGAUGUCACAGAAAAUUACCUUGAUUAUGUGAAGGAAUUUGCUGGUUAUGGUGCCCUAAUAGUGAUUGGUUUUCUGUUUCUAAUUAUAUUCCCUUUCAUUGGAAUGUGUUUCUGUUGCUGCCGAUGUUGCUGUAAUAAUUGUGGUGGUGCUAUGAAGCAGAACCCUAAAGAUGCAAACAACCAUUGCAAAAGAAGAACCUUUGCUGUAAUUUUGUUUGUCUUAAUUGCAUUUAUAGUAGCUGGAAUGAUAUGUGUGUAUAUUUCAAAUGACCAGAUGACAGAUACAGUUGCAACCUUUGACAGUACAGCAUCAAAUGCAUUAGAUGACCUUGAAUCAUUUGUAGACAUUUUCAUUUUUCAAUUAAAGCAUGUUGCACUUGUUAAUUUCAACUUUACCAGAGAUGUUAUUUAUAGAGAUUUAGAUAGUAUUGGUUAUAUAGUUGGGAGACCUGUGAGAUCAACUUUAAAAGCCAAUGGAGGAGUUGAUACAGCCAUUGAUAGUGCUUUUGAUCUUGCUUCAAAAGUGGAUACCAUUGCAAUAGCACUAAUUGAACUGAAUACAAGCAUAACUUAUGUACGAAACAAUGCAACAUCAUUGGAAUCUGCUGUAAAUGCAACAAAGAAUGAGAUCAGCAAUGAUACAGAUUCAUGUGGUAAUUCUUGCAGUGGAGCACCUAAUGUAUCAACAUUAAUUGUUAGCAUAGAUGCCAAUUCUUUUCCAAAUAUCUCAAACCAGAUAGAUACAAUCUCUUCAGUGCAGUCACAUAAUUUGACAGGAGUUGUUGUUGAUGCCAAGCAAGAAUUUGAAGACAUUCCGUGGACUGUUGAAAAUGAGACAAAAACAGAGGUUGCAGAUAUAAAGAAUACAGUAAAUGAUCUGUCCGACAAAAUUCAACCAAUUAUUGAUCAGGCAGACAGUUUUAAAAAUGAUACAACAGGAAGUUUCAGCAUCACCACAUACAAAGAUUUGCUAAGAAACUAUACAAAAUAUGGAGUAGAAUAUGAUGAAUAUAGGUGGUAUGGUGGUAUUGGUUUAUCCUCUGUCAUAUUGCUGAUAGUAUUGUUGCUCCUUAUUGGACUCAUGUUUGCUGUAUUUGGACACAGCACAGAUGUAGAUCCAACAGAACGUUCAUGUCUUUCUUCGUGUGGUGGACAUAUGUUCAUGGCAGCUGUUGGAUUUGUUUUUAUGUUUUCCUCUUUCCUGAUGCUGUUGACAACAGUAGUAUUCAUACUUGGUACACCAAUGCAUAGAUUUGUCUGUGAGCCAAUAACAGAUCCAGAUUUGACAGAUUUCCAAACAAUUUUAGACACCUAUGUGUAUCGUUCAAUGUAUGGAGGCACUGGAUCCUUGUUUGGAAAGCUUCUUCUCCAGAACAGCUCACAUUCAUUAUCAUUGAAGAAAAUUUUGAGAGAUUGUGAAGUUGGAAAGUCAGCUUAUGCAGCCUUCGAAUUGUCAAACAUAAUUGACAUAUCAGCUCUGACAAACUACUCUGGGACAUUAAAUGUUGAAAGUCAGUUGGAUAAUAUAGAUGUUGACCUAUCAAACCUUGAAAUUUUGACACCUGAUUUAACUGCACAGCUAAACGACUUGAAAUUGUCUGCAGAUAUAAAUUUUACAGAGUUUAGAGAAAAGCUUGCACAAGAUUCCCUGGAAAUAAAUUUGACCUCACUGGCAUCAGAAUUACGAGACUUUGCAUCAAACAUUUCUGCAGUACUACCAGAUUAUAGUAAAAAAUUUUAUACUCAUGCAAAUAGAACUGACAGUAUAAAUGACAAUGAACUUGCAGACUUCAUCAAAUCAAUGGCUGACUUAGAAAGUAAGCUUGAUGUUUUGGAAGCAGCAGUCAAUGGCACAAGUGACAAUGUUGAAAAUACUUUACUUGCCUUUAACAACACUCAAACCUAUCUUCAGAAUAAUGGUUCACAAGCAGUCAAAGAUGAGGCAAAGAUUUAUGCUGAUAGAUUGCUUAAAGUUGUUGAUUCUUUGGUCAAUAAUACUUUAGAUGCUCUGGAGAAUGAGAUUGGAGUGUGCACUCCUGUUUGGAACCUCUACAAUGAUAUUCUGGUUAUUUCCUUCUGUAAAUACCUUGUUGAUACUUUGAAUGGAUUUUGGUUUGGAGUAGGAUGGUGUGUUUUCUUUUUUAUUCCAAGUAUUAUAUUUGCAACAAAACUAGCAAAACAUUACAGAAAGAUGAAGAUACAUAAGUGUAAAGAUGUUGAAGAUAAACGGAGUUUGCCUUUACCUGAGGUUGAUACAAGACACAGUCCUGGAUUAAAAAAAAAUAAAGUUGCUCAUUCCGAUGGGAAAGAUAGUCUUACAUCGUGGUGAAGAACUGUUGACGGAAUUAUUUUGUCACAGAGGAAAUAAAAGACUUAUUUAUGUUUGAGUUCAAAUAUUAAUAUAAAUCAUAAACUCUCAGAAUUCUACAUACAUGUAUUAACAUGCUGCAUUUUCAGGAGAAAAAAACUGGAGUAUAUAGCUGUAUUUGUGUUUGCAAACACACUGUAUGCUACAAUAACUAUGUUGGACUUUUGACAAUAUUUUAGAUACAAAUGUACAUAUUUUGAAAUUA
Mytilus californianus (California mussel) is the source of this 3032-nucleotide messenger RNA. Its product is annotated as prominin-1-like. NCBI's taxonomy places the organism in Eukaryota, Metazoa, Mollusca, Bivalvia, Mytilida, Mytilidae. The coding region runs from base 143 to 2788 and encodes 881 amino acids. The record is from RefSeq and is a predicted model, not a curated record. Gene Ontology annotation, cellular component: membrane. The transcript is spliced from 27 exons.